AUGGGUAUAACUCCAUCACAUCGAGAGACGCGCAUCUGUCUGAUGAGGGACUUCGAAAAACAGACCAUGAGGUAUUGUAGUGCCCAUCGCUCCUGUCCGCGGAACAGCCACGACACCCCCACCACCCCCCCGCUCCCCCUGCACCAGACCUCUCUAUCAGGCCUGUCGAGGGGCCUGUACAGAGUUCCCGGUGGCGAUAAAGCAGUGAAGGAGCUUAAGGAGAGGUUCCUCGCUGGAAAAUCGGCUCUGAAUUUGGAGAAAGUGGAAGACGUGCAUGUGAUUUGUGGUCUGCUCAAAGACUUUCUGAGGAAACUCCCGGAGCCUCUCGUCACGUUUCGUUUGCACCCGCGUUUUAUAGAGGCAGCAGAGCUGGAGGAUGAGAGUGGAACUGUGAUUCUCUACAAGGCCAUUUCUGAGCUUCCGCCACAAAACCAGGACACUCUGGCUGUCAUCCUGCUGCACCUGCACAAAGUGAUGGUGAGUUCAGAGUGCCACAUGGACCAGAGUAACCUGUGUCGGGUUUUUGGCCCAACACUGAUAGGACACGCUUUAGCAGAACCUACCCCCUCGACAAUACUGAGGGACACAGCCUCUCAACUCAAGGUGAUGAGCCUAUUACUCUCAAUUCCUGUUGAUUACUGGAACAGAGUUCUUUCUCAAACUGGACAAACUCCAACAUCUGCUCCCUCACUGGUCAAGAUGACGAGUCAGGAUGAAGGACCCAGCCGUUUGUUUAAGCCGGUGACAUCUCCAGAACUCCGCGCUUACAAACCCCAACAGGGUUCUAUAACCAGACGAUUACGCAGGAUCAGACACGGUGGCAACAUACUCCAAGCUGAUCCAAGUAGACGCUUCUUCACAUCUCCAAGUUGA
Messenger RNA from Knipowitschia caucasica, 873 nucleotides. Lineage: Eukaryota; Metazoa; Chordata; Actinopteri; Gobiiformes; Gobiidae. The record is from the annotation of a GenBank genome assembly.